Molecule: messenger RNA, 1333 nt
Organism: Amaranthus tricolor (Joseph's coat)
Lineage: Eukaryota; Viridiplantae; Streptophyta; Magnoliopsida; Caryophyllales; Amaranthaceae
Exons: 6
Coding region: 319-1008 (229 amino acids)
Biological process (GO): RNA methylation
Molecular function (GO): rRNA (uridine-2'-O-ribose)-methyltransferase activity
Source: RefSeq, a predicted model, not a curated record
UCAAAGUUUAGAGGACUCUCAUUGGUGUUCAAAAAAAAUUUCCUCACAAAUCUCUCUCUACAUUUCCAUUUCAUCCAAAUCAAUUUUUGACGUGAAAGUUUUUGACAUAAAAUAUUUCAAUCAAACAAAAAAUCCUAACCAUUGGAAUAGCUCUUGGAGUCACCAUGUGAAUAAAAAACUUUUGUCAGCUAUAUAUAAAAACCAAAAAAAUUACUUUUUUUAGAAUCCAUCAGACAUGCUCAUAUACUCCUAUGAGAUUUGCUCAUACUCUUAAGUCAAGGCCUAAGCCAUAAUCCCUCGAACCCAAAAACAAACAAAAUGAGUGGUGCAGGAAUUCCGGAUUUUUUCUACAGAGAAGCUCAACGCCUUGGUUAUGUUGCUCGUUCUGCCUUCAAGUUGCUACAAUUACAAGAGAAAUUCAAAUUGAUAAAACCAGGUUCAUCUGUACUUGAUCUUGGUUGUGCACCUGGUGCUUGGCUUCAGGUAGCUUGUCAAAGUUUGGGUCCUCCCAAAAAUGGUGGGGUUGUUGUUGGUAUUGAUUUGAAGAAGGUGAAAGUUCCUUCCACUCAUUGUGAUGCCAGAGUCCAGACAGUUUGUGGUGAUGUUAUGAACCUUUCUAAGGACCAUAUCAGGUCACAUUCCCCUAAGAAGGGUUUUUCCGUUAUUCUAUCAGAUAUGUGUCCCUUAGUCUCUGGAAUCAAAACGAAAGACGCAGCCUUAUCAGCUGAGUUAGGCAUGCGAGCUCUCGACCUUGCUGUUGGAAGCGCUGUUCUUGCACAAGACGCGGAGACAAAAGAAGAGAAUGACGAGCCAUCAGUCCCUAAAGACGACAAUGGUAUAUUGCUUCCCGGGGGCAACCUUGUGAUUAAGUUGUUGGAGAGCGAAGACAUGCGAGAAUUUAAUCAAAUUUGCAAACCACUCUUCAAAAAGGCGUCAUGGCUAAGACCAAAAGCCACAAGAUCGACUUCACGAGAAAUUUAUUUGAUAUGUCAAGGAUUGGUACCAUGACAAUGCUUGUAAUCGAAGGUUAGUGAGGAGAACGGGACUUGAUUUUGCUACAUUAGCUUCAAUGUUUAUGAUUUUAAAUGCGACUGUCGUAAAUGUAAUGGCUAAUUAGUGUAUGUCUUGCAAUGUAAGUGUUAUAUUGUUCAUGGCGUUGUUGCUCGUGGAAGAGAUACUUGACGAAUGUAGGUCCGCCCCAAUGACUAUGAACCGGUUUCUUAGACUGGUGCCUGAAAACAGCAUGAAAAAACAUCAGCGAGUCUGAUUUCAUGCCAAAGCUAUUGAUUUUCCGUAUGCCUUUCUUAUAUGCAAGUGGGAUAGGUUGGCUCAA